AUGGAUGUAAGUGGUGAUAGAAGUAAUUCUAGAGAGAGAAGAGAAUCUACCUUAGGGGAGAGGAUUGACUCUAAUAAAAGGGUAGAGGAUUUGGAAAAGGAUAUAAAUGAUAUUAAAGGAAUAACAAACGGUGAAAUUGGAGCAGAUCGUGCCCAACCUAUUUCUAGUCAAGUCCGUCUGGAACCUUUUACAGGAGAGAAGGAAGCUGUUGACGUUUAUAAGAACAGACUGGAAUCUUAUUUUGUAAUGACACAUACAGCCGAAAAUAUGAAAAUUCAUCACCUAAAGUUAAUGCUGAAAGGGAGACAGUUAGAAAAGUUUAUGAGGAGAGAAUUUACUGAAGCUCAUUCUCUUCUUGGAGCUCGGUCAAAAUUAGAUACCAUCAAGUGUGGAAAGCUUCAAAAAAAAAUGACUAGAGUUGCCGAGUUGUUACCGAAACCAUUGAAAUACAAUUUUGAAUUCAUUCAUGUAAACUGUUUUGACACUGCAAUCUAUAGAGAAUUAAAGAUGUGGACAACCUUUGAAGAGGGGAGAAAAAGAUAUGAAAAGAAACCACAGAGUAAUUUUAGGUAUGAAUUUAAAGGCAAUUGUAACAAGUGUAGUGUAAAAGGCCAUAAAGGCAAAGACUGUAUUCAAUUUAAGAAUUGGAAAGAGAAGAUUGAGAAGAGUGCUACCUGUAUUGAAGUAGUGGAAAAAAAUGCUGCGUGUUUUGACAAAAUUAUGAAAGCCAGAAGAAUGAAUUUACCUUUAAUUGAAAUGAAGUAUGGAACUGGAAAGGCUGUAACGCUAUUGGAUACUGGAUCCACGGUUACAAUCAUGACCAAAUCUUAUGCUGACAAAAUGAGAGUGAAAUAUGAACCAUGCGAUCAGAAGAUAAAAAGCUUCACAGGUAAUCUUUAUCGACCGAUGAUAACUAAGAAAUAUGAAAAGUUUAAUUUGGGGAAAAAUGAAAUUCUGAUCAGGCUAUUAGUAGUGGAGAGUGGAGAAAAUUCUAGUUGUUACGACAUUAUAUUAGAAAAUGACUUUUUCACAGAGAAAAGUAUUACUAUAAAAGGUACUGGAUCAAAACGAAGAGUAGUAGUGGAAGGAGAAUCUUAUCCAAUAUUGGAAAACAUGCAAACAAAUAAGGAACUUAAGCCUCAAUCAAAAUGUGAGAAGAUGGAGUUAAAUCUUGAGGAAGAAAUUGUACCAAGUGAUAUGCCAGAUAUUAUAAUCGAUGAAAUGCCGUCGGAGAAUGAUGAAAACAAUAUUUGUUUUAUCACCAUUGCUGAAAAUGAAAACGAGAAAUAUGUUAAAGAAAUAAGGAAAAGGUAUCCUAAAGUAAUUGCAAAGCACCAAUAUGAUAUUGGAUCCGGGAAGAUUAAAGUUCCGUUGCAAACAUUUUUAGAAACUACACAAUUGAGAAAGCUAGUUAGAUUUAUUCCAAGAAGUCAAGCGGAAAUAGAUUUUAUUGAAUCACAAAUUAAGUUAUUGUUAGCUGCGGAUAUAAUUGGAAAGGGAGUAGUUCCAUACAUCCAUCCUUUCUUUGUAAUUCCAAAAGCUGAAUCCGUGACUGAAUUUAGAAGUUUGACCGAUUUUAGAUCAGUAAACCAAAUCACAGUGCCAUUUCAUAUAGAAUCGAAGUUGCCCCGUACUUUAUUUUCUCAACUUGCUGAAGCUAAUCAUAUAACGAAAUUGGAUAUGAAUUCUGCAUAUUUUCAAUUUGCAUUAGACGAAUCACAGUACAAAUGUUUUGGGUUUCAGUGUCCAAGUGGAUGUUAUUACUAUAAACGUUUGCCACAAGGAGCUAAGAAUAGUGCUGGAUUAUUUGAUAUUAUGCUAGAGAAUUUGCUACGUAAAUUUGAAAAGAAUAUGAUAUUAUUUAAAGUUGAUAUUUUGAUUUUCUCUAAAGAAAGUGAUGAGGAACAUUUACAGUUAAUCAUGGAUAUUUUAAGAGUAUUUGAGAAAAACGACCUGCGAAUAGAUAUCAGGAAAAGUGCCGUAUUCUUGAAAUUUGAAAUUGAUGAGAAAGGAUUCCGACCAUCUCAGAAAAGUUUAAGUAGAUUUGUGAAUCGGAAAAAACCAGAAACCACCAAAGAACUCUUAUCUAUCGCGUUAUCUGGAUCUUACUUUCAAGGGUGUGUAAAAAGAUUUGCAGACUUGGUACAACCUUUACUGGAUGUAUGCCAAACCAAAAGAUCCAUGCAAAACUGCGAGACAUUUUAUUUUCCAAAUAACAAAUUGCCAUUUUUAAUUACCUCUGAUGCCUGUACUACCGGAAUUCGAGGAUAUUUAAGCCAAAUCAAUUCCAAGAAUGAGGAAAAGAUCUUAGGAUGGAUGAGUAAAAAAUUACCACUUACAGUGAGAGAAAGAAAUCUUACAAUAACAGAAAGUAUAUCAACAAUUAUAAAACCAGAUCAUCGUAAUUUAGUUCAUAUAGCUGAAAAAGGAAAUGACGCGAGGUAUGGAAGCUUUAUCGAAGCAGUGAUGUCAGGAGACAAUCAUCUACAGUAUAUUCAAGGAACUAAAAACCGAGUUGCUGAUGAUUUAUCACGUUAUGGAUUUUCAAGUGCUGCCAUUCUGGAGAUCGUUCCAAAGGAUAAAUUAACACUGGAAGAACAAUUGAAAGAAGAAAAGAUAAAAAAAGCCAGGAAAAAAGGGGAAUAUGAUGGAUACAAAAUUAUACCUCAAUGUCCAAAGUUGAUCAUGAUCUUGAAGGAGGGAAAGGAGAUACCAUUGAUACCUGAUCAAUUUGUUUCAAACUUGUUGAUGAUAAGUCAUGAUAACGCAGGAUAUGUAGAGUUUUCAAAAGUUUAUGAAACGGCGAAAGAAGUAUGUUAUUUUACAGGAAUGAGACAAAGAAUUUUGGAUUAUUGCCGGUCAUGUCAACCGUGCCAAUUUAGAAACCAUUCACCAAAAGUAAAGUUGGCAGAAAAGGCGAUUAUUUAUGAAAGACCUAAUGUAUGCUUGGUAAUUGAUAUAUGUAGAAGAAUCUCACCACCAAGCAAAAAGUAUCACUAUAUCCUGGGAGUGAUAGAUUGUUUCACUAGAUGUGUCACAUUAAUACUGUUAGAAAAUUAUUCAUAUAAAAAUGCAUUGAAGGAACUAUACAGACGUGUGUUUUAUAUUCAUAGACCACCAGAGAAGGUACGUUUAGAUGGAGCCGGAAAUUUUAGAAAUGUUAAUUUGGUAAAAGCAUUGAACGAUAGUGGAAUUGAAGUUUCUACGUCGGUUCCGUAUUGUUCGAAAAGUAAUAGUCUUAUAAAAAGAUUAUUUAAGCAACUACAAAAUUGUAUAGCUAAGUAUAAACAAUAUGAGUAG
Strongyloides ratti is the source of this 3300-nucleotide messenger RNA. RefSeq names its product Reverse transcriptase domain and Integrase,catalytic core domain and Ribonuclease H-like domain-containing protein. Gene Ontology annotation, molecular function: nucleic acid binding. The record is from RefSeq and is a predicted model, not a curated record. Gene Ontology annotation, biological process: DNA integration. The transcript is spliced from 6 exons. Bases 1 to 3300 code for a protein of 1099 amino acids. NCBI's taxonomy places the organism in Eukaryota, Metazoa, Nematoda, Chromadorea, Rhabditida, Strongyloididae.